GAAAACAGAUCGGUUGCAUCUCACACUUUAACAAGCAUCUGACACAUCUGGUAAUAUCCUGCCACCGCUGGUAACAGGCUAGGGAGGGCGUAGGGGAGUAAAGUCUAUUUUAAACCCUGAACUCGUACGCCUCGUCGGUUUUAAACCCCAAACUCCAAAUCCCUGAAAUCCACACCCGACUCUCCAAUCCCGGUCGUUAGCCACCUUAAUGCUGUUUGAGGGGAGGACUAGUUGACGUGGCAGAUUGGAGGCCGGGUUUGCCCCAAUCUCUGGCUGUCUCUCUGUUAUAAGCGCGCGCGGGCUAGGUGGGGAACAGAGCUAGGGUUCAUCGCGCAGGGUAGGUGGGGAACAGAGCUAGGUUUCGUCGAGCGGCGAAGGCAGGGCGGCGAUUGGCGGCGCCGGCGACCAUGUCGUUCUCCUCCGGAGCUUCAUCUUCUUUGCGCGGCGGCGGGCUUAACAGGAGAGGCGAGCAACAAGCAGUGAGGUCACCGGUGCCGUAUCGGGAGCCCCCCAUGGACUACAAGCCAGCUAGGAAUUGCAGCCUUUGCGGGAAGAAGGCGCCGCGGUGGAUCUCGUGGAGUAGGGCGAACCCUGGUAGGAGGUACUAUGCGUGUGUGGAUGCUCAGCAUGGCUUCAUUGAUUGGCAUGACGGCCCGACGACGCCAUUUCUGCGUGGAUUGCUUGGAGAUCUUCGGGAUAAAGUAUGGAGGCUGGAGGAUUAUUUGGCGGCUCAGUCAAGGGAGGGACAAGAUGCUGGUUUGACAGAAGAAAUGAAGAAGAAUGAACUAGUUGCAGAAACUAGAGCAAGAUUUGACAAGAAAAAGGAGAUGGAAAUGUACAAGUUUCUGUUCUAUGGAAUGAUGUUUUUUGUUGUUGGUUUAGUUGUAGGGUUGCUAUUAAGUUAGAUCAUUUAGAUGUGUCUUGUAUUUGAGUGAAAUGUAAUGGAUGCUAUGUGUGGAAGAAAAAAGCCUAAAUGUUGACAGCAACAAGAUCACAUCUAUUGUUGAGUACUCUGUAUUGUUUUAUUUGUGUGCAUUUUCUUUCUUGACAGCAACAAGAUCAAAUUGAGGCAAUAUACAGAACAGAAGUAAGCAUGCAUUGUAGUUUUUUUGACAUGAAGAAAGUCUGCAGUUUGACAGGAAUUGGCAGCAAAAAGAACAGAAGUAAACCUGGAGUUUGACAGAAAUUUUGACAGCAAAUUAUAUAUCAACAUGAAGCUCUCCAAUUUGACAACAAGUUGGCAGCAACAUAUAUAAGAGAUAUUUGACAGGAAAGAAACAUAGUUCAGUGCACAUAUUUCAUUUCCACAAAUUUGAGAAGAAAGGAACAUAGUUCAGUGCACAUAGUUCUAAAGUGAAAGCAA
Molecule: messenger RNA, 1363 nt
Organism: Aegilops tauschii subsp. strangulata
Lineage: Eukaryota; Viridiplantae; Streptophyta; Magnoliopsida; Poales; Poaceae
Source: RefSeq, a predicted model, not a curated record